AUGUCAGAACGUGCGAGGCGUGAUAGAAAGGACAAGCUUGCGAAGUUAGCGGAAUAUAAGAAGGCGAGAGAAGGAGGAGGUAGGACAUGGAAGGAUGAAGAAGAAGCUGAUCUAUACGAUGUCGUGACCGAGGACCAAUACAAAAGCAUCGUCAAGGGCCGCCUCCAGAAGGAUGAUUUCGUUGAAGAUGAUGGUGUAGAUGGUUAUAUGGACAACGGCAUGGAUGAUUGGACGGGCGGUGGUGACAGUCAGGAUGAGGAGGAAGAACACGAUAGACGAGCUUCGAAGAAGACUAAUGGGAAGUCAAAGUCGAAGCCUAAAGCGAAAGCCCCUCCUCCACCGGCACCUGCGCCUAUCGCAGCCUAUCGACCCGCCGUCUCCGUUGAACAAGAGAGCGACUUCAUGUCUGCCCUACUAGGCGACAUGGACACCAAGCCUGUACCCGCCGCAUCUAAACACGCUUCAGGGUCUAGGAAACGCAAACCUUCACCGAGUUAUCGCUACGCCUCCCGAUCAUCAUCUCCUCCUCGUCCGGCUUACCGAAAUGGCGACAGUAGUCACGAUCCUUACUCUGACGCACCAAGUUCGGAUGGAUUCGACAAUGGCUUCGAGCCACCCUCUGAUUAUGAUGUCGUCGAACGGGUUCCAAGCCCGCGGAAGAGGCCACGUACAGGCGAGAUGCCCGAAAUAAAACCAGCUAUCGAGAAAAUGGGCAAGAUGGAUGUAGGCGCGACCACUGACGAAGAUAUCGAUUAUGACGCGUCUUUCGACGAGAUGGACAUGAGCUCGUUUAUGGAGGUGGACGAAGAACCAACAGUCAAAGUCGAACCCAAGCCCGUCGACCUUAAGCCUUCAAAGCCUGCGAAACCAGAAACCAAGAAGGAGGAAGAACAUCCAUCAUGGCUCUCCGUCUACGACUCUCUUGCUGUCGCUGGCGACGAAUCGUUUGGUACCCUCAACACGGCUGCCGCCACUGCCCCGCAGAACACCAACAAUAUUUCCGCCCUCGAACCUGACGGCUCGUUCCGCUUCUUUUGGCUCGACUAUCUUGAGCACGAAGGUGUUCUCUACUUUAUCGGCAAGACUCUCGACAAAACAACGAAGGCAUGGGUCUCAUGCUGCGUCGCCGUUAACAACUUGCAGCGGAAUCUAUUCGUUCUUCCUCGAGAAAAACGACAGGACGGCGAAGGUUACGAGACUGAUGUUGUGCCUGGGAUGAAAGACGUUUACAGUGACUUCGACCAGGUGCGGAAGAAGGCAGGCAUCAAGACGUGGAAGGCCAAGUUUGUGAAGAGGAAAUACGCGUUUGGAGUGGCUGAUGUUCCAAAGGAGGAGACUUCGUGGUUAAAGGUCGUCUAUGGGUUCGAUGAACCACAAAUACCUACCGAUGUCACUAGCCCGAACUUCUCUCGCGUUUUCGGUAGCAACACCAGUGCGUUCGAACUUCUCGUUAUCAAGCGGCGGAUAAUGGGCCCCUGUUGGAUCAAGGUGCAGAAGCCACACGUCGAGCACCAGGGAGCCUCGUGGUGUAAAAUGGAAGUGAUUGUGAGCGACCCGAAGGACUUCAACCCCUUUUCAGAAACGGAUGCCCAUGCACCCAAGGAGAUGCCACCUCUCACCGUCGCGAGCCUCAGUGUCCGAACCAUUGUUAAUCAUGCGGAGAAUAUCAGAGAGAUUGUAUGUGUUACUGCCCGAAUUUGGUCGAACUUUCAGAUCGAAGACGGUACGCCACCGGAGCAGCUACCAUGCAGCGUGCACACGCUGGUACGGCCACUUGAACGUUUUCCACCGAACUUCGAGAACGUCGUCAGGUCGAAUGGCAAGGGGACGAUUUCUGCUGUGCUCAACGAGCGCAUGCUCUUGAGCAGCCUCCUACGUAAGAUCACUCUUCACAAAGCCGACCCAGAUGUUGUCGUCGGACACGAGUUCCUCGGUGUCUCCCUCGAUGUCCUUCUUCAUCGCAUGCGCGAGCUCAAAGUCGAUCACUGGUCCCGUCUCGGUCGCUUCCGUCGCGUGAAGUGGCCCAACAUUGGUCGACAGGGCACCAACAUCCGUUUCCUUCAAGGUCGGCUACUCUGUGACCUCGGCUCUGAUGCUGCGAAGUCGAUGAUCUCAUCGACGACGUGGGCGCUUACCGAGAUGUGCAAGACGCAUUUGAAGGUGGACAGACAGGAUAUUGAUGCGGACGAGACACACGAGUAUUUCGAUUUUGCGGUGAAGGGGCCGGAGAAGUUGGUUAGGUUCGUGAGGCAUUGCGAGCUGGAUGCUCAUUUGCAGAUGGCGCUGGCUUGUAAGGUUCAGAUGCUGCCUUUAACGAGGCAGUUGACGAAUCUCGCAGGUAACUCAUGGAACAAGACGUUGAACGGAGGCCGUGCUGAGCGGAACGAAUAUAUUCUGCUGCACGAAUUCCAUCGGCUCAAAUAUAUCUGCCCGGACAAGCAAUGGGGUAGGAAGGCGGCUCAGAUCAAAGUCGAGGUCGAUGAGGACGGCGAGGAGACAGGGAAGAAGAGCAAGAAUAAGAAGGAUAAGUACAAGGGUGGUCUCGUCUUCGAGCCGAAGAGGGGUUUAUGGGACAAGUACAUCCUGGUCAUGGACUUCAAUUCGCUGUACCCCAGUAUCAUACAAGAGUACAACAUCGACUUCACCACGAUUGAUCGACCGGAGGCCGAGGACGGCGAAGAGGAGAAGAUCCCUGAACCUCCAGAGGACGACGUACCACAGGGUGUUCUCCCACGUCUUAUUGCCACGUUGGUAAACCGACGUCGACAAGUCAAAUCUCUCAUGAAAGACCGCUCGCUGCCCCAUGCGAAACUCCUGCAGUUCGACAUCAAGCAACAAGCCUUGAAGCUUACGGCCAAUAGUAUGUACGGGUGUUUGGGUUUCGAAGGCUCGCGGUUCUUUGCUCGACCUCUUGCCGCUCUUACGACAUUCAAGGGUCGUGAGAUUCUGACCAACACAAGGGAGUUGGCGGAGAGCCUUCAACUUGACGUCAUCUACGGUGACACGGACUCCCUGUUCGUAAACUCCAACGUAACGGAGCUUUCCGACGCCCUCAAGAUUUCAGCCGAGUUCAAGAAGGCUGUUAAUGAGCGAUACAAACUCCUUGAGAUCGACCUGGACGGUGUCUUCCAGCGGCUAUUGCUGCUGCAGAAGAAGAAGUAUGCCGCUAUCAAAGUCGAGGAUGGGACACGAACUACGACUGAGGUUAAAGGUCUCGACAUGAAACGACGAGAGUACUGCGCACUCUCCAAGUCUGUGUCCCAAUAUGUUCUUGACCAAAUCCUCUCGGGUGAACCGACCGAGGUCGUCGUCGAGAACAUUCACGAAUAUCUCACCACGCUAUCUACCUCUAUCAGAACCAACCAAGUCAAAGUCGAGGAAUUCAUCAUUUUCAAGCGACUAGGAAAGAACCCCAAGGACUACCCCGACGCCAAGAGCCAACCUCACGUUCAGGUAGCGUUCAGGAUGAAGGAGAGACUGGGUGUGGACUCAAGGGCCGGAGACGUCAUUCCUUAUAUAUUCUGCCUCGAGGGGAAAGCGACUGAGGGGUCAGGAGGGAAAACUGGACAGGCAGAGAGGGCGAGGCAUCCGGAGGAGAUCAAGAAGGCUGCUGAGGAGCUGAAGAUCGAUUACGAAUAUUACCUGGCUAACCAGAUUCUACCACCCGUCGAGCGUCUCUGUGAUCCGAUCGAGGGAACAGACAGAGCUCGAUUGGCUGAAUGUCUAGGUCUUGAUCCUGGACGGUACAGGCACAAUGUAGUCGGUGAAGCUGAAGAACGCUACUUCGGCACAUUGGACUCCCAAGUCCCCGACAGCGAACGAUAUAAAGAUGCUGAACCAUUCAUCGUGCGGUGUCGGCACUGUGAGGCACAUACCGCCUUUUCUCCCAUUGGUGACCGCGAUUCUUCCAUUGUCCUUCCUUCUGGACCGACAUGUCCAGCCUGUAAAAAGCCGUUCAGCACAGCCAGUCUGCAGGUGCAACUCGAAGCCGAAAUUCGCAAAUCGAUAGCCAGGUACUACGAGGCUUGGACCGUCUGCGAUGACCCUACAUGCGGAAAUCGGACGAGGCAGAUGGCGGUGUAUGGGAGGAGAUGUUUAAAACCCGGAUGUCGCGGAAAGGUCGCAUUCGAGUUUUCGGAUGCGGAGAUGUACAACCAGUUGCGGUACUUGGCCUACUUGUUUGACGUCGAGAAGGCGGCAAAAGCAGCAACUGGGAAGAGACAUGAUGAUAUCGUGACGCUCGGAACGCUUCAGGCGGACUUCUUGCAGCGAAUGUCGCAGGCGGUGGAGAAGUAUCUUGAUAGGAGCGGUCGGAGAUGGGUCGACAUGGGGUCGCUGUUCUCGUUCAUGAAAAUCUGA
Stereum hirsutum FP-91666 SS1 is the source of this 4359-nucleotide messenger RNA. RefSeq names its product DNA polymerase alpha catalytic subunit. NCBI's taxonomy places the organism in Eukaryota, Fungi, Basidiomycota, Agaricomycetes, Russulales, Stereaceae. Bases 1 to 4359 code for a protein of 1452 amino acids. The record is from RefSeq and is a predicted model, not a curated record. The transcript has 17 exons. Gene Ontology annotation, cellular component: alpha DNA polymerase:primase complex. Gene Ontology annotation, molecular function: pyrimidine nucleotide binding; DNA-directed DNA polymerase activity; single-stranded DNA binding. Gene Ontology annotation, biological process: mitotic DNA replication initiation; lagging strand elongation; leading strand elongation.